This is a messenger RNA of Zootermopsis nevadensis, 7727 nucleotides long. It is a transcript of the gene cnc, whose product is annotated as NFE2 like bZIP transcription factor cap-n-collar. Gene Ontology annotation, cellular component: nucleus. Gene Ontology annotation, molecular function: DNA-binding transcription factor activity, RNA polymerase II-specific; RNA polymerase II cis-regulatory region sequence-specific DNA binding. The record is from RefSeq and is a predicted model, not a curated record. Lineage: Eukaryota; Metazoa; Arthropoda; Insecta; Blattodea; Termopsidae. Gene Ontology annotation, biological process: regulation of transcription by RNA polymerase II.
UGCCCAACUGCUGAGUCAUAUGAAAAGUUGAUAGCCAAGUGGACGAACGGAGUGAGAGUUCGGCUGAUUAUAUGAAAUAACCUUUGUUCUGCUGUUGUUACGGUGAAGUUUGUUUCUUCGGAAGUGUAACGCGAAUUUAGUGUGUUUGUGGUUUAAUAAGCAAAUUCCAGCUUCUCUGCUUGCUCUGGCGUUAUAAUUUGCCGGUCUGACAGCGACAAUACCAUUUGUGUAUAGUUUUGUAGUACCUGUUACUAACAUAUUUAAUGUCAUUGCGUUACUGAUGCACAUACCACAGUAUUUUAUGUUGUUUUAUAGAAAAAAUGAAGUGCCCGUUCUGGCAUGACAAGAACAGUUGUCAGUGUUUGAAAGUGAGUUGUAACCUUCUUGGCAAGUUUGUGCUAAUCACAGUGUUUCUAACCCAACUGAAGACAGGUUGGAUUUAAAAAGUUGUAGAAGAGAGAUUAAUUUGAUAAUUGUUUGAAAAUUGGGAGGUUUAAUGUUAGGAAUUGGUAGAGUUACUGUUGAACUUGUAGAGUGUUUGCCUUAUUUAUAGUGAAAUUUAGUGGAAUGUAUUUGUAGGAAUUGGAGAAAGAGACUCAAAAUAAGGAGAAUGUUUUCAAGAAAAAGAGUUGUAGGUUAAUGAGUGAAGUGAAUGUGUGUUAUAUAAUUGAAUUUGAUUUCAGGUUUUGAGACUAACCUUUUUUUAAUGUAUGACUUGGUAUUAACUGUAUUGUUUUCUGGCCCCUUGUGGGCAUUCAAAAAUACUGACGAAAGGCAUUAAUAAGAAGCACUAGCGAUGCAGUGUCUCAAGAAAAUGUAUCGAGAUGAACUUCUGCAGUUGGCCUUACUCUUAAGCCUUCUGCAUGUGGAUCCAGACUCUUACUUUGGCUAUGACAUACCGGCUGUAGGUGUUGGAAUCCGUGAUUUAACUGGUGGAACAAGUUGGGCACAUGCUCCUGCCAUUAUACCACGGCGUAUGUUUGUACACCCCAAGAACUUAGACUCAGUUCUUCUUAAUUAUGAAAGGGAAGUUUUUGAAGACCUUAAUGCUCUUGGUCGGUACAACAGGAUACAUACUCAUAAUUCAGAUGUUACAGCAUAUUUGUUAAAUAUUGAUGGUGCUAUACCAAGUUCUUCAUUUGGAACUAGUGCUACAGUUUUGCCUGUGGAAACAAAUAGUGAUAGACAGAUUCAUGCUUCUGUAUCAGAACUUUCUCAAGAGUAUGCUUGUCCAUCCUCCAGCAAUACUGCGGGAACAUCUUUUGCAGAGGAUGCAGUUGUCUUCCCAGAUGACUGUGUGCCACAGGCUGGUGAUCUUACGCAGGAGGACAUGGAUUUGAUAGAGGUCCUGUGGAAACAGGAUGUGGAUUUGGGUUUCUCUCUGGACCUUUUCAACCCCGCGAAACCAGAGGGGGAAGGAAAGCCAGUGCGAGUGGAAGAUGAUGAUGUGGAAAAACUGAAGGCCCUUGAGGCUCUGAAGAACGAAACUCCUACAGACACUACAAAGAAUGAAGAGGAAAACCCAGAUGAUCAGUGGGCUGGUCUUUCAUACACCAUUGAUUUGGAAACAGGUGAAUAUGUCAUCAAAGCUGGCAGUAUUGUUGAUGAACUGAGCAGUGGUGGCAGUGCUCUAGCUGAAGAAGAACCAUCAUCUCUCAUUGAUCUACCAGAGUUUUCUUUGGAAGAAGCAUUGCAGCUUGUUGGUUUGGAUGAAGAUUCCACAGAGGUGAAACCCAUCAAGCAAGAUUCUGUACCUGUGCCCCCUUCUGAGCCAGCAGCUUCAUCUGCUGUAAAGGAUAGUGGCAUUGAAGACUUGAAACCAGAGCCAGACGAACUGUUGGAUAAUUCGGAUGAGGAGCUAGGAAUUCUGAGCGACAUGAUUCAGACAGCACAAUUUCAUCAUCCCCACCCUCGGUCCUUCCAGGGCCGCAUGCCAUUUGUGAGAACAAUGAGCAUGGAGCAACGAUGGCAAGAUUUAGCCAACUUGCUGAGUCUGCCAGGCCCUGGAGAUGCUUCAGCCAUGUCACACCCUUUUGCUCACCACCACCACCACCACCACCACCACAACUACAGUGGAGGACCAAGCAGUGCAUACACACCUGACAGCACACGUGGAGUACUGCUGCAUAAUGCUACACUUGCACCCCCCAUAGGAGAUCUCAAUAACACUGGUCCAUAUCCAAAUAUGAGUGGGUCUUCAAAUUUGGGUUCAGCUGUAGCUACUUCAAUGAAUUUAACCAACAGUAGUGAGCCAAUGGGAGACAGUGGUCCUAAUGGACCAUACAAAAUAGAAGGGCCUCAUGAUAUGAUGUAUCCCUAUCAGAAUUCUACCUCAGAAAUGAACCAGACAACUGAGGGGUUCCUUUCAUCCAUAUUGAAUGAUGAAGAUCUUCAGCUGAUGGAUAUGGCUAUGAAUGAAGGCAUGUACACCAUGCGAUUGCUGGACAGCAACAAUUCGAACAAUGCCAGCAGUGUGGGAAGCAUAGGAACAGCUAUACAGCCAUCAGAGGAGCGCAUGGAUGCAUCAAGUGAUAGUGCAGUAAGUUCAAUGGGCUCAGAACGUGUCCCCUCAUUGUCAGAUGGGGAAUGGAUGGAGACUGGCUCAGAUUCAGGUCAUACAACAGGAGACCAUUAUGCAAUGGAUUAUCAUGCAAGCAAGUACCGGCCAUAUGACUACAGUUACUCAAGUCGUCAACACACAAGUGCUGGAGUGGGCUCAUCUGAUGCCUCACAUCGGAUGCCGCCCAUGGCUCAGAAGAAACAUCACAUGUUUGGCAAGCGUUGCUUCCAAGAACAUAGCUCAGGAGGUUCAUCAUUGGGUAGCCAUGGAACCACACCUGGUCUUCCUCCAACUCCCAUAAAGUAUGAGUAUGGAGAGCCUGGUGCAGGUGCUGUAGCUCCAGGAAAUGCAUUUGGAGGAGCUGUCGAAGGAGCAGUAGGCCCCAAACCACCUGAGAUGAAGUACAGUUGUAGCUUGGAAUUUUCUCGACACCACUCAGAUAUGAGACCUGUUCUUGAGCACAUUCAGCACAACCACUCUUACCAUCUGCCCCCUGAAAGUGCUGGUGCAAUGCAGCGGCCUGUCACAAGAGACAAGCAGAAGGGCCGAAAAUCAGAGGAGGAGCAUUUGAAUAGAGAUGAAAAGCGUGCACGAGCAAUGAAUAUACCAAUGACUGUGAGUGAUAUAAUCAACUUACCCAUGGAUGAAUUUAAUGAGCGAUUAUCCAAAUAUGAUCUAAGUGAGGCACAACUGUCACUCAUCAGAGACAUCAGACGACGAGGCAAAAACAAGGUGGCUGCACAGAACUGCCGCAAGCGUAAGCUGGACCAGAUCUUGACUCUAGCUGACGAAGUGAAAGAGAUGAGGGAUCGAAAGAGCCGCCUGAUUAGGGAGAGGGACUUCAGGUUGGCAGAGAUACAGCGAGCCAAGGAGAAAUUCAGCCAGCUUUACAGACAUGUCUUCCAGCACCUGAGAGAUCCAGAUGGAAACCAGUAUUCUCCAUAUGAGUAUAGCCUACAGCAGUCUGCAGAUGGAAGUGUCCUCCUCGUGCCCCGCACCAACUCCUCAGCCAUGCUGGAGCCUGAAUUAACACGCCAAAAGCACAAAGAACAUGAUCCUCAUCAUAAAGAAUGAACAACAUUUGGAUGAGCAAUACUUACUCAACAUUGUACUGACAGCUCAACUUUUUGCAGUUAAAUUUUACUGUAAACAGUUGGUACUACAUCAAAUGAAAGCAUGUUAUGUACAAACUAUUUUAUCAGAAGAGUUUUAAACAUGAUGGUUUGAAACCUGGUAAAUAUACCCAAUGAAAAGACUAUAAUAGCUCAUUAGAGGAAGGACAUUAAGUAUGUUGCAUUUUGGACAACUCCAAAAUCCAUUAAACCCUUUUUCAUCUUUGUGAAGUUCUUUAAUUUUAAUAUUUUAUAAAUACUGAGAUCUCUUAAACUCCAUUCAGCUCCUGAAAAUUUUAGAAGGUACAUGUUUUAUACAUUUUACAUUUAUGCAUUGUAUAUUAUCUUGGUGAAAUGGAAAUCACAACAAAAGACUGCAAAGAUAAUUAGCAGGAAAGGAGCAUUAAUUUAAUAGAUAAGAAUUCAUAUAAAACUCUUCACUGAUACACUUAACCUACAAUUCAUUAAACUUUAAAAACAUGUAUUGAUUACUUUGACAUAUAUCAUGUCAAAAUAUACCAUAUUUACUCACAUAAUUGACACUUUUUCACUGUUUAUAUUAAACCAGUAAUAAGGCAAUUAUACAUUUUCCCCAUUUGAUAUGGAUGUGGUAAUGAAUGAAGUUUGGAAUUACAGAAUUUUAAAAUAUUUGCUUUUGGGGAGGGGGAUGAAAGAACUUGUUUAAAAUGUGCAUUAUAAUAAUAUAAUAUUACCCAUGUAACCCAUACAGGGCAGACUUCCUUUUAGUAGAAAUGCUCCAUUGUUGCAUAUAUAAUCCACACAGUGAACAACAUUUCUCCUUAGUACUUAUUAUUUUUUUAAAAUGUGCUUUCCACUUUAAGCAAUGCUAGUGCAUUUGAGAAACAUAUAAUAUACAUAGUUGCUGUCAUAAUGUUGAUCUCACUGUAGUCUGAUGAUAGCGCAACACAGUAAGAUGACUUCCAACCAUGCCAUAGUACAUGCAUUUAGUCACUGGCUUCUGUGUGGUGGACAAAAUGGAACUGGGACAGGUUUUUCUCUGAGUUCUUUGGUUUCCGGGAUCCACAGUGACUGCACGAUCUGAGGCGUGGGCCUUGUGCCGCUUGGUCGCUGGGACCGUGGGUUCGAAUCCCACUCAAACCAUGGAUGUUUAUCUGCGUUUUUCUGUGUUGUGCUGUCGUGUGUACGGGUAGAGGCCUUGCAACGGGCCGAUCCCUCAUCCAAGGAGUCCUACCGAAUGUCUAUAGAUCAAAGCCAACGAAAAGUUGGGACCCGCAGAGCUCAGGCACUUGAAGAACGGGUCAUUUCCAGUAUCCUUUGGUUUCCUCCCCAUCAGCACCAUUCCACUGAUGCUUCAUAUUCAUUCAUGAAUCAUCUAGGUAAUGGACAGUGAGCCUCUUAGGGACUGCAGAUCUACAGAGUUAGUAUCUAUUGCUGUGUAAAAAGAAAGUUGACUUCCCAGGCAAGUGGUUCUAAUACAAAGUAGUCGGUCAGUUUCUUGAGGUAUUGAGAGAUGAGGGGAAGAGAAUCUACAGCAUAAACAUUAGAAAAUUAUGUCUGGGACUGCAAUAACAAUAGUACAAAGUUAGGCAAAUGCAUCUUUAUUAUGGAAUGAGAUGGGGGAUGGGGAGGAGCAGAGGGGGAUUUCAACAUGGACAUUGAUGAUCAUCAUGUCAAAGUAAAGAAAAGACCUGCAUGGUUAUGUCCUACUUGAAAUUUGACAUUUAUGUGUGUAAAUAUGGUAAUUUAGUUCUGCUAUAAAUAAAGUGCUACUGAGUAUGUUCUGUAUGAACUUAGUUUUUGAGUAUGAAGCAAACAGUUUUCUUUACUUACAUGGACAUAAUUACAUUUGCUGUAUCUUCUCAUUGUGCUGUGAUAACAUACUCUGUUGCAGGGUUGGCUUUGUGAAACAUUGAUUAACAGGAAGCAUUUCUUUGGUUGAAAUUAAACAUGAAUGAAGAUGAAUAUGUUACUACUCUCAGUGACAGUGUUUGUCACGUUAUAAGUUGGUAGUACUAGUAUUGAGUUGAAAACUAGUAUGAGAUUGUGAUUUUCUCUUCAGUAAAAAAUCGGGCAUUAAAAAUAUGACAUUUAACCAUGCACACAUGCAAAGUGUGUUUUCAUAUAGGCUGAUAUAAUCAUAAUUACAACAUGCAGAACCAGCAGUAUGUCCAAAAUAAUUCUACGUUCUUGUCCUAGCAUGUAUAUAUACAGAUUCAUAAAUCCUAUAUGAGCAGCAUAGAUUUUAAAGGAAUGCUAACAUGUUCCUUUUUAUGAGGAACAAAAGAUAUGUGUAAGUGCAUGUAAUGCAGUUAAAUACAGCCACUUCUGAAAUAACUACUGGAUAUAUAGUUUACAGAAAGUUGGCUGCAUCCCAGAAUGCCUUAUUUGUCUUUGCACUUACUCAGCAAGUCCUUAAUGUGAAUUAUGGAAGAUAUUUUGUUCAUACAAUUGCAGGAUUGUUUUUCAGUUAACUUUUUUUAGAUAAAGGCAGUUAUUGUUGAUAAAUGGAAAAAAAAAAUUGUGAAUAUACAAAUAUUUUUAUAACUCAAAGGAAAAACUAUUAUAGGUGAUGCUGAUUGCUGUUUUAUGUAUAUAUUGAAGUAGUUAAAUUUUUUAAAAAUAAAAUAAUAGGCAACUUUUUUCAGGGUGGUAGACAUUUCAGUUUUAUGUGGCAAGGGCUGUAUUAUAUUGGUAGUUCAUUUCUAAGAGGUAACACCAAUUAUAUGUUUGAGAUUACUUGAAGUGGAAAGUGUGUAGAAAAUAAGAGGUUCAGAUGUUUUCAGAGAUUUAUAAUCAUAUUUUUAUUUUUCCAGUACUUCAGUUUUCUUAACCAUGCCACAGUAAUGGGCUAUAACUCAUUUUAAACAGAGAAUAUGUUAUGGAAGCGUCACGAAACAGAGCCAGAAGUAUCGAUAAUAUUUGAAAAUUAGUUUUAUCUUAACAUUUACUUCAUUUAAAUUGUAAAUUUGGUAAUUUCAUGUGCUGAAUAUUUUCUGAAUUUUUAGUGUAUGGGCAUGGUUUGGAUCAAAAUCAAGAAACUUUAUGUGAGCAAGCAAUUGUGAUAAUUGUUCCUUGACAGAUUUCUCAAGGUCUGGCUUUUUAUUCAGUAAUUUUUUUUAUGGAUCUUUGAUUUUAUUAAAUGCUUCUCUAUCUCACUUAUAUCUAGUAAAAUAAAUGUUAAACACAAGCACACAGUUCAUAGUUUGCCAGUGGAUUCUGUAAGGAUUUAGUUCAUGUCUGGAAGAGGAAAUUAUAUAUUACAUUGCAGUUGGCUCUUAGGAACAUCUGUAAGCUGCUCUUGUCUUGACUAUACGAAGAGAACUAAUGUUCUGCACUUACAUUAUUAUUUCAACAUGUUCAGCUGGAAAUAAUUAUUGUGCCAUAUAGUUUGUCAGCCCAGUGGUAUGAGUUAGUAGUGUACAAUUUAUAAUUUUGAGAUGGGUAAAUACUUUGUGCAGCCAGUAAUAUUGUGUUGCUUCAAAGUAUAGUACCAGAUAACAAAAGAAGUGUCUCUUUCUUUACCUGGUCCUGUUGUGUGGAAAAUUCCUGUUUUUGUAUUCCCCCUGGUUUUUUCCACUCAGCUACAGGCAGAGAUAAUGUAUGUUGAGAAAGGAGAAAGCUUGAAGUAACCAGUGAGAUGAAAUAGUUAUAAUAUGUUGAAAAUAUACCAUGCAUAUACACUCCCAACCACGAGAAUGCAGAGCGUUGAUGCUGUUGCCCUUAAGCAGUUAAUGGCCAAAGAAUCAAUAAAAUGAAAAUGCAUUGUCAUUCAUUCAGAAUUUUAAAUGUUCUUUUAAUGUCUGUCAGAUAAAGUGUAUUGUUUUGUGAUUAUUUUUCUCUGUUAACAUAUUAUCAAAGCCCACAUAUUUUACAUUGUUCUGCUGUCUUUUGAAUAAAACAGAUUCCUAUCACACUGUUUUGUUUGAUGUACUAUUAACCUUUAAAUGCUGUAGGACAAAGGACAUAUUUUAAUCUUAAAUCUUCCUUAUUGCUAUCAUUUGUUGAGAAUAAUUGUAUUAACGAAUCCAGAUGCUUUCAAAAAUUAAUGUUAGCAAAUUAAACUUUGAAACUUG